AUGUUGAGAUCAAUAAUCAAAUCAUUCAAACCAUCUGCAUCUUUUUCUUCUUCAAUCAUUUCCCCUAAAUCAACUACUUCUUUAAGUACCAGUUCACUAAAACCAUUGACAGUAUAUCAUAAUUCAAACUUGUUAGUGUCACAUCAGUUAGUUGCUAAAUUGAAUAAUUUCAAUUCAACCACAGAUUCUCCAACUAAUAAUAAAAUAACAUUCAAUUUGAAAACUAAUGAACAGUUAUCGGAAUCCGAUUAUAAAUUUAUAAUUGAUGAAUGCUUAUAUAUUCAUCCCGAUAAUAAAUCAAUAUUGUUGCAAAUAUUCCAUAAUAAAUAUCAUAUGGAUAAAAAAAAAUUGAUUAAAGAUUUUACUUUACAUGAUUCAAUCUUUGAAUACAACAAUUUGAUUAAUAAUAAUAAGAGCUAUCCUUUGAUUAUUGAUUAUAAUCAUUGUUUGAUUGCUAAUGAUGAUGCUUCAUUUGAUAGAAUAAUGAUGAAUUAUUUAACCUGUGGUAUACAAAAUACCACCAGUAGUAAUUCUACAGCUGCAAGUCAUGGUUUUACAACCAAUGGUAGUAGUAGCAGUAGUGGUAAUGGCGGUAAUAAUAGUACUGGUACUGUUAAAUAUAACGAUUUGGUUCAUCCUCAUAUGGCUGAAUUUGCUGAUUUGUUUUAA
This is a messenger RNA of Candida albicans SC5314, 669 nucleotides long. RefSeq lists its product as uncharacterized. Lineage: Eukaryota; Fungi; Ascomycota; Pichiomycetes; Serinales; Debaryomycetaceae. The record is from RefSeq and is a predicted model, not a curated record. Bases 1 to 669 code for a protein of 222 amino acids. The transcript has a single exon.